This is a messenger RNA of Purpureocillium lilacinum, 1557 nucleotides long. RefSeq lists its product as uncharacterized. Gene Ontology annotation, molecular function: heme binding; monooxygenase activity; iron ion binding. The record is from RefSeq and is a predicted model, not a curated record. Lineage: Eukaryota; Fungi; Ascomycota; Sordariomycetes; Hypocreales; Ophiocordycipitaceae.
AUGCCUUCCGGCCUCGUUGCGAGCCUGCUCGGCGGCGCCGACGUGCCGCUCGACCUCUCCGCCAAGCCCUUGCCGCUGGUGGCCGCAUCCGUUGUCGGCGUCCUCCUCGUCCUGUACCUGCGCGCGCAGCGGGCCGUCGCGCACCCGCCGCUCCUCAACCCCAAGAAGCGAUACGAAUUCACGACGACGCGUGCCAAAGAGGAGUUUGCGCGCAACUCGCGGCGGGUGCUGGAGCAAUGGUUCGGCGAAAACCCCGACAGGCCCGUCACCAUCAACACCGACAUGGGCUGCAUGACGGUCCUGCCGCCGCGGAUGGCCGACGAGAUUCGCAACGACAAGAGGCUGGGCUUUGUGGAGCUCACGCAACAGACGUUUCACUCGCAUCUCCCUGGCUUCGAGGGCUUCCGGGAAGGCACAGAAGACGGCGAGAUUGUCCGACGCACCGUCCUCAGGGAGCUCACGCAGAAUUUGAGCAAAAUCUCCCAGCCGCUGACCGAAGAGGCGUCUUUGGCGCUGCGAGAUCUCUUGACGGACAACGCUGUCAACCUCCGGCACCACAUCCUGCGCCUCGUCGCGCGCAUGUCAUCACGCGUCUUUCUCGGCGAGACACUCUGCCGCAACGAGGACUGGCUCCACGUAACACGCGAAUACACUGUCACCGUCUUCCGGGCCGCCACGGAGCUGCGCAAAUACCCCUAUGCCGCGCGUUAUGUGGUCCACUGGUUCCUCAAGAGCUGUCGCGACGCCCGCGCGCUCGUCAAGAAGACCCGCAGCGUCAUCCAGCCCGUCAUCGAUGAGCGGCGAUGCGAGGCCAAGAAAGCGAGGGCGCGCGGCGAGGAGCCCGAAAGGUACGACGACGCCAUCGACUGGUUUGAGAGGGAGACGACGGGCGGUCACUACGAUGCGGCCAUUGUGCAGCUCGUGCUUUCGCUUGCGGCCAUUCACACGACGACGGACCUUUUGUGCCAGACGCUCGGUGACAUUGUGCAACACCCAGAGAUCAUCCAGCCCCUCCGCGAUGAGGCGGUCGCGGCACUCUCUAAAGAGGGUUGGCACAAGUCUGCACUGUUCAAGAUGACGCUGCUCGACAGCGUGCUCAAAGAGUCGCAGCGCCUGAAACCCAUCGGCCUGAUCUCCAUGCGCCGCAUGGCUCUCCAAGACAUGACGCUCUCCGACGGCACCUUCAUCCCGCAAGGCCACAGCAUCGGCGUCUCCUCGCACAACAUGUGGACAGACGCAUCGGUGCACACCGACCCCCAGACCUGGAACCCGUACCGCUUCGUCGCCAUGCGCAACGACCCAAAGAAGCGACACCUCUCGCAUCUCGUCGCCACGAGCCCCGAGCAUCUCGCCUGGGGCCACGGCGCGCAUGCCUGUCCGGGCCGCUUCUUCGCCGCCGAGGAGGCCAAGAUUGCGCUGCUCAAUAUCCUGCUCAAGUAUGACGUGGAACUGCCGGAGGGCGUGGUGCCCACGUCGCGGGCGUAUGGCAUUGCCCUGUCGCACGACCCCUUUUUGAACGUGCGUAUCCGGCGACGAGAGGCGGAGAUUGAUGUAUGA